Paramacrobiotus metropolitanus is the source of this 1721-nucleotide messenger RNA. Its product is annotated as protein hsr-9-like. The record is from RefSeq and is a predicted model, not a curated record. Gene Ontology annotation, biological process: positive regulation of transcription by RNA polymerase II; DNA damage checkpoint signaling. Bases 407 to 1591 code for a protein of 394 amino acids. NCBI's taxonomy places the organism in Eukaryota, Metazoa, Tardigrada, Eutardigrada, Parachela, Macrobiotidae. The transcript is spliced from 9 exons. Gene Ontology annotation, molecular function: histone binding. Gene Ontology annotation, cellular component: nucleus.
GUAACAAAAUUCGCAGUGGAUCACUGGAUGAUUACUGUACUUCCAAGUUGCAGGUCUUCCGACACUACUGACCUGGGCGCAUGGUCAAUCCAGUCAUGUUUUGCGGCCGAUCGCAUCCUUAUUAAUUACAAGAGCUACAACGCGAUCCUAUGACUAUCAUCGUCAGUUUUAUAAACAUUUUUGUUUUUAUACUAUAAUAUUGCACUUACAGAAUUAAUAUUAGUUUUACUAGUUAUUAACUGUUAAGCGCCCCUUGCCAUUUUGUUUCAAUUUUAUAGUUGACUAGUUUCGAGUUAUCCAUUAAUCCAGGCACAGCGCUGAAACUCCUUGUUUGAUUGCUCUCCGUGCCACGCCUUGCCUUUGCAAUCGUUUUUGUUAAAACUGCGAUAUUUUUCGUAGAUUUACCAUGGCUGAUUCUACCGUAAUCUCGGAAGUUUCUUCGAUGAUCUCUGAAGACGGAAGUCCGUCGCAUGAUUACUCUCCAGGAACUUAUGUGUUCGGGUUGUGCAAUGGCGACAAGCGAUGCCGGUAUAGUGUCACUUGGUGCGAGGAUAAAACCCAUGCCUUGCUGGCUCCGCAAGAAAUCCGACUGCCAAAAGAUAUACUGGGCGAAGGAUUGUUAGUUCAUCUGAUUUCCCAGCAGCAGCAACAGUUCUACGAGGAUGCCGUUAUCACCCAUGUGGGCGACGAGAACUCCCAUACCUGCCGGACUCUGAAAGGCGCCAUCAUACAGGUCCAUAUAAAGGACAUUAUGAUUAAAGGCUCAAAGUUGAACAAGUUUCUGCAGAGACGUCAGAAUUCAGCAGCGCAUCAAAACCAUACUCGUACAGAAGCACGUGAUCCAGGUUUUUCAAAAAGAUCUGUCUCCGUUCUAUCUUCCGAAGAGCGCACUGAAUCUAGUCCAAAACGACCGGUAAACAAUACUUCUACAGAUCCUAACUUGCUAGCUGGAUAUACUUUGAUCAUUACCCAGGCUAAUCGAAUUCCAUCAUGGAAAAAACGGGAUCAACUUAUCGGGAAAAUUGUAACAAUGGGCGGAAAAAUCGUAAACAAUGUCAGCGAUUUCCUUGAGGAUACAGGAGAAAAACUCUUAAUCGCUCCAGAAUUUUUGCGUACGGUGAAGUAUCUACAGUGCCUUGCAGCAAGCAUUCCCUGUAUUUCGGAGAAAUGGGUGGAUGCGGUUUAUAAUUCCAACCAUUUGUUCGACUAUACUCAGUUCCUACUUCCGGCUGGCAUUGCGAGACCUAGCGGAGAGUUAGUUGGCUGGCAGUCUUGUUCGAUCCCGCUGGAAGGUAUGCAGAUUGGGUUAUGCGGUGAACGAUGGUUUAACGACAUGUAUACGGAGACUCUAAAGGUUUCCAAAUCGGGAGCGGUAGCCGUUGUCCUGGACGAAAAGAAUCAGUUUCAAAACAUAAAGUCGUGCACUUUAAUCCUGAUGGACGAAAAUGAAGCAAAAGAUGAACUGUCACUCCGGAAGAUAUUAGAUGCUGCAAAAAGUGCCGGGCUGGCAGUUUUAGGAUCCGAGUGGCUUAUUCAGUGUAUUAUCCAGAAACGUGCUGUCGAUUUCCAACCUUUCGUUUUUUCCGACUAAAGUGUUGACUGUAUGUUGGGGAAUAAUCGUAUUGAUCAAUUCUAGUCCACAUCCGAUCCCUGUGCUUUACUGUUGUUUAACGCUUCGAUUUUUUAAAUGGUUAACUUCUUAAUAAAAAUUCUAUAUGCAG